AAAGGACGCGUAAAGUCGUUGAAUGUGUCAGUUCCAUAAACGAGAAGGAAGCGACAGUGAGUGUGCUUGAACAUGUGGUGCUCUUGAAGAGGUUUUUGUAUCAGUUCCAUUCAUGAAGCACAUAUAUUGGACCAAGUUUGGGCGGAUGCUUGCAUUGUGCGGUGUUGUUGCCUUGAUGGUCCCCACAUGCACGCGUUGUGGACUGAUCCCAACAAAUCGAAAUAUUAUGCAAGACACGUUGUUGGUACUGGAUCAAGUGAAGAUAUCAUAUAAUGAGGUUGUCUUGCUGGGAAGUGACAGGUUCCCACGGGAGUUUGUUCCUCGAUUUGGAACGCAAUCGUUGAAGGUGAACGGUAAAUUCCUAUCUAAGGGGAACAAGCACUCGAAAAUACUUUCCCUAUGGUUUGUGAACUCUUUGCAUCAAGUGCCGAGGGAUUGUAGGAAUGUAAUCCCCAUUGCUGCAAGGACCAAGAUGCACAAAGCCUCUCUGGUCAUUGGGACCAAUGAGGAAAUGGUUCCAUCCAUUUUGGUUUGUCUGGGCCAUUCCCUAUCCAUCGAUUCAUCCGUUUUCUUUGUUACAACUCUACCCAACAACACGCAAUUGGUUUUCACUGAGGCUUAUCGGGCCUCAUCCCAAGGGAGUCUAACCACGACCAAGCUGGGCAUUGCUCAAAUGGAUCAAGACUCUAUCAUGAAAUUCAGCUGGCUCCAAAACCCUUUUGUGUGGAAGAGAAGAAACAAUCUGGAACGACAAGAGUUCUCAUCCAUCACCGGUCCCUGGGCACCUUUCAUAAAUGAGAUCCAAACCUCCAAGAUCAACCCAAUGGAUGUCACGUUUGUGGAUGGUAUUUACGUGGACGCCAUGAGAAGUCUAGGCGAGACUCUGAAUUUUACCACCAGAAUCCAGUUCAAUGCCAAUUAUUCUUGGAACCAGAUGGUGGAAAAAAUUUCAAACGGCAGCAGUUUUAGUAUUGGGCUCACAGGGUUCUCUCAAACCUUGGAGCGAUUCCUCAUCACGGACUUUUCCAUCCCGUUCUCGUCCACGACCGUUCGCAUUCUGUACCCAGCAGAUAGUGAUCGCUCUCCUUUGCAUAUCUACAUGGGAUCAUUCUUGGUUGAUGCUUGGGGAGGGAUCGCAUGCUCACUCUUGACCUGUUUUGUGGUUCUCUGUUCCUUUGCUUGGAUGCAGAAGCUGUCCUUCCAAACCGAGAGGAAAUUGGAACUGUCCAUUUCCUUUGCACUCGUCUUUGUCCUUUUGUCUCAUCUGGGAAGACGAGUCCCCCGGGAGCCCAAAGCCAACUCUUUAAGAUUGGCAUUCUUUUCAAUCUCUUUUGGAGGAUUCAUCCUAAUCAGUCUUUACAGGGCCAUGCUCGGAGCCUCAUUGGCAGUGAAGAUCCACCAGCCUCCAAUUAGGUCCAUGGAAGAACUGGUUGUCUCGGACCUAUCUGUCCUUAUCAGUCAAGGCACAUCAGUCUACAAAUAUUUUUCUACCGCCAUGCCCUCAACACCCCAAUACGAGCUAUUUCACCAGAAAAUAAGAGGCCACGAGGAUCCCAACAGUCCGGAUGAAAUGGAAAUUUUAAACAAAAUGGCACAGGGUUUGCUACCUAAAUCCAUCUUGAUUGGUGUCUAUCAGCCUCUUUCUGUGUCUCCAAGUUACCCAUGUCAAGUGCGGAGCUUGCCAAAAGACUUUCGAACUGUUGGAAAUGGUCUGGUGUUUAGGAAGCACUGGCCUUACACGGAGCUCUUCAAUCAUUACCUUCUGGAGAUGAAAGAGAGGGGAGUGUUCCAGCAAUUGGAACAAAAGUGGUCCACUGUACAAGACGUGUCCACGUGCUUUCCCCAAGAAUCGCGCAAGAUCGAGGCCAGUAUGGAACAUGUGCUCACCUUAUUUGGCGUCUGGUUCGUGGGCAUCCUUGUCAGUGGUUGUGCCUGUUUUGGCGAGAUUAUUCUAAGUAAAGUCAGAGACAGUCCUUUACCUCAUCCAGGAGGUCCUUGAUCAUGCCGUUCCAUUGACCUUCAGCAUUCACUGAUCCAUAACCAUUGGUCACCUUGAUCGUAUAAUUGAAGCCCACAAUGCUCGAAAUUUGGUCCGCCAAAUCAAUAAUGAACCCCUCGUAUCGAUCAUUUCCAAGUCUCUGCUUGGCUUUCGAAUCCAAUUUUUCCAUGAUGUAAGGAGAACUCUGAAAAUAAAGUUUCAACCCACGU
This is a messenger RNA of Tigriopus californicus, 2208 nucleotides long. Its product is annotated as glutamate receptor ionotropic, delta-1-like. Gene Ontology annotation, cellular component: membrane. The record is from RefSeq and is a predicted model, not a curated record. The coding region runs from base 113 to 1999 and encodes 628 amino acids. The transcript is spliced from 6 exons. Gene Ontology annotation, molecular function: ligand-gated monoatomic ion channel activity. NCBI's taxonomy places the organism in Eukaryota, Metazoa, Arthropoda, Copepoda, Harpacticoida, Harpacticidae.